Messenger RNA from Leguminivora glycinivorella, 1876 nucleotides. Its product is annotated as probable ATP-dependent RNA helicase DDX55 homolog. NCBI's taxonomy places the organism in Eukaryota, Metazoa, Arthropoda, Insecta, Lepidoptera, Tortricidae. The record is from RefSeq and is a predicted model, not a curated record. Gene Ontology annotation, cellular component: nucleolus. Gene Ontology annotation, molecular function: RNA helicase activity; ATP binding; nucleic acid binding.
AUGACUCAAAUGUCAAACGCACAUGGGAUUCCGAAUCGAUGUGAUAAUUUGUGUUUUCUUCCAUUUCCAAUGUAAAUAAUUAAAAUGGUGAAUAAAGACUGGUCAAAAGUGCAGCCGGGGCUGUCGGCGCCCGUGCUAAACUGUAUGAAGAAGCAGGGUUUCGCGUCUAUGACUCCUAUUCAGGCCGCGGUGAUACCGUUGAUUUUGUCGUGUAAAGAUGUGGUGGCGGAGGCGGUGACGGGGUCAGGGAAGACGCUGGCCUUCGUGGUGCCGCUGCUGGAGAUGCUGCUGAAGAAGCAGAAGGAGGCGCCGCUGCGGAAGGACUUCGUUUAUGGAGUUAUUAUAGCCCCGACAAGGGAGCUUGCCACACAGAUUUUAAAAGUGAUAGAGUUAUUCCUAGAAGAGCCGGAGCUCUCCAACAUCACCCGCUGCCUGCUCGUCGGUGGGCGCUCCGUGGACCUGGACAUAGCCAGCCUGCAGGACGGAGCGCACAUCAUCGUCAGCACUCCGGGACGGCUGGAGGACUUGCUGGCGGAGCGGAAACAGGCCAACUUAGCUGGAAGGCUUAAGGAAUUGGAAUUCCUGGUAUUGGAUGAGGCUGAUCGUCUCCUAGACCUCGGGUUCUCGUCGGCACUGACUACUAUUCUGCAGUACCUGCCGCGUCAGCGCCGCACUGGACUCUUCUCAGCCACGCAAACUAAACAACUGCAGGAUCUGGUGCGUGCCGGUUUGAGGAACCCUGUCGUAGUGAGUGUCAAAGAGAAGUCCACGAUAUCGACUCCUCUGCUGCUGGAGAAUUAUUACGUCAUCGUGGAGCCGCAGGACAAAUUCCUUUUCCUCUUAAAUUUUAUCAGAAACCGCAAGAUCGUGAAAGGCCUCUUUUUCCUCCCGACCUGCGCGUGCGUCGACUACUGGGCGGACGUCCUCCCCGCCUUCCUCCCUGACGUGAAAGUCUUCGCGAUCCACGGCAAGAUGAAACAGAAGAGAAGUAGGAUACUAGACAAGUUUAGAGAAAGCGAGGGGACUAUUCUUCUUUGUACGGAUCUUUUGGCCAGGGGCCUCGAUAUCCCGGAAGUAGAAUGGGUACUCCAAUGGGAGCCCCCGCACCCCUCCUCCCUAGUCCACCGCGUGGGGCGCGCGGCUCGCGGCGGCGCGGCCGGCUGCUCGCUGCUACCAUUAUUACCUAGUGAAGACACUUAUGUGCCGUUCAUUGCGGCUAACCAAAAGGUGGAGCUGAAGGACUGGCGGGGGUCGGCGGAUGAGAUUCAGAUCACGCAGAAACUUAGAGACAAGGUAACGUCUAUUCUACACGAGCACCAGAAGCGAGACCGCGCCAUCUUGGACAAAGGUCAACGCGCUUUUGUAUCGCACAUGCGAGCCUACAGCAAACACGAGUGCAACCUGCUUUUACAGUUUAAGCAGUUACCUUUAGGGCACAUAGCCACGUCCUAUGGUCUCCUCAAACUUCCCCUCAUGCCAGAGCUGAAGCAAGAACACAAGGAUCAGUUCGCAGGCCCCAAAGAGGAGGUGGACCUGAACAGCAUACCCUACAAGGAUAAACAGAAGGAGGCGAGUCGGCUGCAGAAGCUACAGGAGUACAGGAAGACAGGCGUCUGGCCGAGUAAGAAGAAAAAGAAAAUGGUAAAAACGCAACCAUGGGAGCAAGCAAAACAGAACAAAGAAGAGAAGAAAGAGCGCCGGAAGAAGCGCAAAAUCGAGAAGGCAGAAGGUAAGAAAGGCAAGAAGCGGCGAGCGGUGACGCAGGAGGAGCUGGACGAGCUGGCUGCGGACGUGGCUCUCAUGAAGAAGUUGAAAAAACGGAAGAUCACGAAGGAACAGUUCGAUGAACAGUUUGAUGGGGAUAAAUAAAUGUGCA